This is a messenger RNA of Capsicum annuum, 858 nucleotides long. RefSeq lists its product as uncharacterized. The record is from RefSeq and is a predicted model, not a curated record. The coding region runs from base 1 to 858 and encodes 285 amino acids. The transcript is spliced from 2 exons. Gene Ontology annotation, cellular component: nucleus. Gene Ontology annotation, biological process: chromatin remodeling. NCBI's taxonomy places the organism in Eukaryota, Viridiplantae, Streptophyta, Magnoliopsida, Solanales, Solanaceae.
AUGAAUGGGUAUAAGUUGUGGUACUCAGGCAGUGAGAGGCGUCGUGAUGGAGUGGACAUGUUAGUAGAUGAGGAGCUAAGAGGGCAGGUGGUGGAGGUUAAAAGGGUAAGUGAUAGGCCGAUGAUGAUUAAGUUGGUCAUUGGGGGUUUUACGCUGCAUGUGUAUAGUUUUUACGCGCCACAGGUAGGCUUGGUUGAGGAGGUGAAAGUGAGCUUUUGGGAGGCUUUGGACGAGGUGGUGAGAAUCGUGCCUAGCUUGGAGAAGCUUGUCAUAACAGGGGACUUCAGUGGGCAUAUUGUGGGUAUUUCGGGUGGUUAUGAUGAUGUGCAUGGAGGGUUUGGUUUCGGCGACAGAAAUGGUGAGGGGGUUGCUCUAUUAGAUUUUGCGAGGGCCUUUGGACUGGUGAUUGUCAAUUCGAACUUUUCGAAGAAGGAGGAUCACCUGAUUACUUUCCAAAGCACUUCAGCCAAGACUCAGAUUGACUUUCUACUGCUUAGAAAGGAGGAUAGGGCUAUGUGUAAGGAUUGUAAAGUCAUUCUAAGUGAGCAUAUUUCGACUCAGCACAGGCUUCUGGUGAUGGACUUUAUUAUCAAGAAGAACAAGAAGAGUAGGGCCGGAGAUGGUCGAUCUAAAAUUAAGUGGGGUGGCUUGACGCCUGUUAGUGCACUGGAGAUAGGGGAGAAGCUUUUAAAUGAGGAAGGGGACAGAGGCAUUGUGUUAGGAGAGUUGGAGCGCUCAAAGAAGAGCCGGGAUUUUAGUUACUGUAGAUGUUUUAAGGUUAAGGAGGUUAGAGAUGCUAUUCGUAGAAUAUGGAGGGGUAGGACGAUGGGGCCAGAUGAGAUUCCGGUGGAUUUUUAG